Molecule: messenger RNA, 384 nt
Organism: Phytophthora nicotianae INRA-310
Lineage: Eukaryota; Oomycota; Peronosporomycetes; Peronosporales; Peronosporaceae
Exons: 3
Coding region: 1-384 (127 amino acids)
Source: RefSeq, a predicted model, not a curated record
AUGUCAUCCAGUAUCUGCACUGACAAGUUCGAUAUUGACGUACCAGCCAUCGGAAUGCUGCCCAAGAUGCUCCAUUCUAGCGUAGUUUGGGCAGUGACUCAUUGCCACUUCCAGAACUUGCUCUCAAGCCAUGAUGCAUUGAAGUACGACGUGAACGCGCUCAGUUCCGGUCGCUCUGCCCCCAACGCGAGACCGCGAUCUCGCGUCGUGGUUAUCGUUAUUAUCCAUCUUGGUUUGCAAAAAAUGGUUCACAUAGUUCUGGAUGACUCGAAGCUGUCCAGGAGCUCCAUGCCGUCCGUUGGGGAUAGCGAGCAACCAAGCUCCGCCCAAGGUAGUGUUCUCGGCAUCGUGCUGGAUGGAGAUCUACGAGAUAUACAACUAUGA